Molecule: messenger RNA, 1998 nt
Organism: Arachis stenosperma
Lineage: Eukaryota; Viridiplantae; Streptophyta; Magnoliopsida; Fabales; Fabaceae
Product: heparanase-like protein 3
Exons: 10
Coding region: 224-1792 (522 amino acids)
Cellular component (GO): membrane; plant-type cell wall
Molecular function (GO): beta-glucuronidase activity
Source: RefSeq, a predicted model, not a curated record
AAUAAUGAGUAAGAAGAAAGAACAAGCCCUUCAAAACCGAACCCUGCAGAAUGGCAGAUAAAGCGGCAUCUUAACUCUUACGUUUAUAAGUACCAAACCUCUGUGUCUUGUUCUUUGCAAUGCACACAUCCAAUAAGCCUGCAAAACACUGCAUCUACUCUUCACCCUCUAUGGCCUCUUGAAAGAACCAGAGAGAUCUUUUGAGUUUGGAUUGUUCAGGAAAAUGGGUUCUUUGAUUAUAAGGCUUGUGGGUCUGUUCUACUUGGUGGUGAGUUUGUUGAGCUUCAUUGGAGUGAAUGCUAUGCAUGGAAGGGAAAGUAGUGGAUAUGAAGCAGUGAAAGGGAUAAUUUUGAUACAUGGGAAAUCUCACAUUGGAAGGAUUGAUGAUGAUUUUGUCUGUGCAACUCUUGAUUGGUGGCCUCCUCAGAAAUGUGACUAUGGAACAUGUAGCUGGGGUCAUGCUUCUCUUCUCAACCUGGACCUCAACAACAAAAUAUUGUUAAAUGCAGUAAAAGCAUUUUCACCAUUGAAGAUUAGGUUAGGUGGCACCUUGCAAGAUAAGGUCAUAUAUGGGACUGAAGAUAGUCCAAAACCAUGUACUCCUUUUGUUAACAGCUCCUCUGAGAUAUUUGGAUUCACUGAAGGAUGCUUACCAAUGCAUAGAUGGGAUGAGCUAAACAGCUUUUUCCAAAAAGCAGGGGCUAAGGUUAUCUUUGGAUUGAAUGCUCUUGCUGGAAGAACAUUACAAUCUGGUUCUGCAGUUGGACCAUGGAACUCUUCCAAUGCCGAAUCUUUUAUCCGUUACACUGUAAGAAAGAAUUACAGCAUUGCUGGUUGGGAAUUUGGCAAUGAAUUGUGCGGGAGUGGAGUUGGAACAAGUGUUUCUGCAGAUCAAUAUGCUUCUGAUAUUGCUGCAUUAAGAAACAUAAUUCAUGAUGUAUAUAGAGGGAUCAGGCAUAAGCCACUGAUCAUUGCUCCCGGUGGCUUCUAUGAUGCAAACUGGUUCCAGGAAUUUGUAAACAAAUCUGGUAAAUCUGUUGAUGUGGUAUCUCACCACAUAUAUAACCUUGGAGCAGGAGUUGAUGAGCACCUAAUUGAAAGAAUUCUUGAUCCAUCCUAUCUUGAUGGAGUGGCUAGCAUAUUCAGUGGCCUCAAAAACAUACUUCAAAAUUCAGCAACCAAAGCAAAAGCAUGGGUUGGUGAGGCAGGAGGGGCUUACAACAGUGGCCACCAUCUUGUGUCUGAUGCAUUUGUCUACAGCUUCUGGUAUUUGGAUCAGCUUGGAAUGUCAGCUGUUUAUGACACCAGAACAUACUGCAGACAGAGUUUGGUUGGAGGAAACUAUGGUUUACUAAACACUUCUACUUUUGUGCCAAAUCCAGAUUAUUAUAGUGCUCUUCUUUGGCACAGACUUAUGGGAGUACGUGUCCUUGCAACUUCCUUCUAUGGGACAAAGAAGAUAAGAGCUUAUGCACACUGUGCAAAGCAAUCUAAAGGAAUCACAAUACUAUUGCUGAAUCUGGACAACAGCACCAGUGUUCAUGCAAAAGUGGACUUCACAUACUCAAGGACAGGUGCAACUGCCAGAGAAGAAUACCAUUUAACUGCACAGGAUAGGGACUUACAUAGCCAAACCACAUUACUAAAUGGAAAAGUUCUAACUGUCUCAGCAGCAGGGGAUAUUCCUCCUUUGAAUCCUCUAUAUGUAAAUCCAUCAAUGCCAAUCAUAGUUGGUCCUCUCUCUGUAGUAUUUGCACAUAUACCAGAUGUUGAUAUCCCAGCAUGUUCUUAGAUCAUUGGCUCUAUGUGAAACCAAGAAUUGGUUUUACAUGGUGGGUUGAAAAAAAUAAAAUACAUGGAAAUAUAGAUAUUAAGUAUUCAAUUUCUUGAUUAUAUACUACUUGGCCAUUCUUUUUGGGGUCAAACACUGGGAUUUUUUUAUGGCUUUGUCUGUAUCCCAAUGCUUUAUUGUGACAGUAUCUAAAGUUUAUAAAUUGA